Miscanthus lutarioriparius is the source of this 579-nucleotide messenger RNA. Lineage: Eukaryota; Viridiplantae; Streptophyta; Magnoliopsida; Poales; Poaceae. The record is from the annotation of a GenBank genome assembly.
AUGUUUACAGCAAGGAGGAAGAUCCAGAAGGACAAUGGCGUGGAGCCAACUGAGUUUGAGGACACAGUUGCCCAGGCGUUCUUUGACCUCGAAAAUGGGAAUCAGGAGCUUAAGAGUGACUUGAAGGACCUUUACAUCAAUGGAGCCAUGCAGAUGGAUAUGGCUGGCAACAGGAAGGCUGUUAUCAUCCAUGUUCCAUACAGACUACAAAAAUCUUACAAGAAGAUUCAUGUGAGGCUUGUUCGGGAGCUUGAGAAGAAGUUCAGUGGGAAGGAUGUUGUUCUGGUUGCUACUCGAAGAAUAGUGAGGCCCCCAAAGAAAGGCUCAGCUAUUGUGCGCCCACGUAGCCGCACUCUUACCGCUGUUCAUGAUGGCAUUUUGGAGGACGUUGUGUAUCCAGCUGAGAUUGUUGGGAAGCGUAUUAGGUACCACAUAGAUGGUGCCAAAGUGUUGAAGGUCUUCCUGGAUCCAAAGGAGCGAACAAACACCGAGAAUAAGCUUGACACUUUCAGCUCGGUCUACCGGAGGCUCUGUGGGAAGGAGGUGGUGUUUGACUACCCUGUGGCCGAGAGCGCUUGA